CAAGCUCGUAGAAAAUUUGUCUUCUUCAUUAUAUCUCGUAUUUUUUUUUAAAGUGCAAGAGACCGAUUUUGCUGCUCUUUAUUUGAAGAUAAAUUUGGUGAAAAUUACAAUUUAUUUUUAAAUAAAAAUCAGUGCAAAUCAACAUCUAAAGAUCAAUACACAUAGUAUAGUAGAUAAGAAGACUUAACUAGUUAAAAAUAAUUGGACAAUGGAACCUGUACCAAAUCCUGAUAUGAUACCGCAGCAGGCCGGUUAUGCACCACGACGACAAUAUGACCAAAUGCCCCCGAAUGUCGGUGCGGUACCGGCAAAUAUGUCGAAUGGACAAGGACAAAUGGGAGCGGCGCCAGCGGCUCCUACUAAGAUUUUGCAAAGGCCGGCUAAACUUAAAAAGGAAAAAGUGGAAGAUUUAAUUGCCAGCACCAGCAAAAUGGCAAUUGAGGAAUCAUUGAAGUUGACUGAUGCAAAUGGCGUUGCAAUGAAAACUCCGGUAUCUUUGCUUCAAGAGCUGCUUAGUCGUCGUGGCAUAACACCCAGUUAUGAGUUGGUGCAAAUAGAGGGUGCCAUACAUGAGCCCACAUUCCGUUAUCGGGUGUCAUUCAACGAUAAAGAUGUACCAUUUACAGCAAUGGGCGCUGGUCGCUCCAAGAAAGAGGCUAAACAUUCAGCAGCUAGAGCAUUAAUUGAUAAAUUGACUGGCGUACAGUUGCCAGAGCCGCAGUCCGCACCGACUGCCUCAAAUCCAGCAGCUGGCCUUGAUGCCAAUGCUAAUACAGCUGGCAGUGGUGGAGAUGCUGCCGAUAAAAUUGUUGGCAAUCCCAUUGGCUGGCUUCAAGAGAUGUGCAUGUCUCGCCGUUGGCCACCACCAAACUAUGAAACUGAAACCGAAGUUGGCUUGCCACAUGAGCGCCUCUUUACCAUAGCCUGUACCAUACUAAACUUCCGUGAAGUUGGCAAAGGUAAAAGCAAGAAAAUUGCCAAACGUACGGCUGCUCAUAAAAUGUGGACUCGUUUGCAGGAGACACCCAUUGAUAAUAAUCAAUUGGUUGAGACAAUGGGCACCGAUUUGGGUGGUGAUAAAUCCAAUUAUUACGGUGAUUUGAAAGAUAUCACGGUACCAACACUUACCAGUCAACAUAGCAAUAAAGUUUCACAAUUCCAUAAGACUCUUAAGAAUUCUACAGGCAAAAAACUAAUUAAAUUGCAGAAAACUUGCCUAAAAGAUCCCAAAAUUGAUUAUGUCAAACUGUUGGGUGAAAUUGCUCACGAAAAUCAAUUCGAAGUAACUUACGUUGACAUUGAGGAGAAGACCUUCACUGAUAAAUUUCAAUGUUUGGUACAACUAUCCACUCUACCGGUGGGUGUAUGUCAUGGUUCUGGUACUACACCAGCUGAUGCCCAAAAAAUGGCAGCACAAAAUGCUUUGGAAUAUUUGAAAAUUAUGACCAAAAAAUGAAUAAAAAAAACUAAAUGUGUAAAAUCACUUUAAGUUUUUACACUGUAUUGCAGCUGUUUUAAGAAAAUUACAACAUUUCUCAAACAAAAAAAAAAAAGAAAUUCAAAGCACGAUAAAAGAAAUAUGGGUUUGUUUCUAUUUAAUUAUUUGUAUAUGAAUAUUUUCCUUCUUUACUCGUUAAUUUUUAUGGUUUAAUCCAAUAAUUUUGAAUGAAAAAAUUGUACGUUUCAAAAAAAUAAAAUAAUAAAAAUAUUUUAUUAUAAUAUUGAAUAAUUUUUUAAUGGACUAUCAAUAUUUUUUAUAAGUGAAUAUUUAGAUUUUUGUUAAAAAUUAAAACCCUCUAAAACCUUUUUUUAAUGAAGUAAUUAAUUUUGUUAUGAAUUUUUAUAUAAAUGAGGAUUAUUUUUUAUUUUAUUUUUUGAAACCCAUAAACAAGCAGCUGUUAUGCAUAAAAAAAUCUAAAGAAAAACAUUUAAUAUUGUUUAACUAAAUACAUAAAUAACUAAUAUAUAAAAUAUGCAUUUUGCAAUUAUCAAUUAUAAUUAUAAAAGCAUAACAAAAACUAUUAAAAAAACACAUAUAAACAAUUUCAUGAAAUAUUACAACACAAAAAAAGCUUAUAUAUUUAAUUAAAACAAAAUAAAACAAAAAAAUCGUUAAAAACAAAUUUAAAUGUUAAACUUAAGAGAAAAAACAAACACUUAAAAAUCAACUAAUCUUUUUUGACAAACAAACAAACAAAAAGUGAAAGAUGGAAAAUUUAUAUUUUAAGUUAUAGUUAUUUAUGUAACUAGUUCAAUCGUAAAGAAAAACAUUAGAGUUGGUAAAACUAUAGAGAUUAUAUCAAUCAACAACAGGAAAUAACAUAAUCCUUCCUCUCCAACCAACAGAUGAAAAACAAUACAAACGUUUUUUGUUAAUAACAAACAUGCAAACAAACAAAAAUGUUUAAAUCUUAUAGUUGCUGCAAACUAUAUGCAAUUUAAACGCCUACAAGCUAUACUUUGCAUGGACCUAAUGAUGAAUUUUCCACACUUAAAAUUUAAAGAUAAAGAAAAAUAUUGCAUUAAGAAUGUUUAAAAAAAUCUUAAGAUCGAACAUAUAAAACAUUUUAUUUUUUUUUUAAUUUUUCUCACAUUGUGUUUAAUUUUGAGUUUAUUUUCAGUUUAAUUCUACUAAAAUUUAAAUGAAUGAAACAAGUAAUCUGGAAAAUUAUUACAUUAUUUUAGUGCAAAGUGUAGAGGUUGUAAUUUCAAUUAAACAAAAAAAUACAUAUUUAGAAUUCUAAGCUUUGCCAGAGAAAUUGGUUUUAAAUAAAAAUAUAUUGCUCUCAUUAAUUUGAUAUAUUAAAAUACAUUAAACCAGCAAAAUAUUAUUGUUUGAAAAUAUUUCUGUGCACAAUUUUGAAAAAUUUAACAACUUGCUAUAUUCUUGUGUAAACAAUUAUGCUAAAAAUCAAAUUAUACAUAUUGUACUAUUAAAAUAUUUGAGAAAAUAAUUUAAGCUAUAAAAGAAAUAUUGAAGAAAGACACCUCGUACAUUUGUUCUUAGUUUUUUUUCUUUUCUGACUUUUGAGAAAUUAUUUACAACUUUUUAUGUUAUUGAAUUUUACCUUUAUAGAGUAUAUAAGCAAGUAUAUUUAAAUACAACAAUCUUUCAAUAUACAAUGUAAAACAAAAAUAUUAAUUAAAUAAAAAAAAAAUAAAUAAUAAUUGAUGUUCAAAAAAA
Molecule: messenger RNA, 3184 nt
Organism: Calliphora vicina (urban bluebottle blowfly)
Lineage: Eukaryota; Metazoa; Arthropoda; Insecta; Diptera; Calliphoridae
Gene: loqs
Product: loquacious
Exons: 6
Coding region: 209-1456 (415 amino acids)
Biological process (GO): regulation of regulatory ncRNA processing; siRNA processing
Cellular component (GO): nucleus; cytoplasm; RISC complex
Molecular function (GO): double-stranded RNA binding; siRNA binding
Source: RefSeq, a predicted model, not a curated record